Amoebophrya sp. A25 is the source of this 869-nucleotide messenger RNA. NCBI's taxonomy places the organism in Eukaryota, Dinophyceae, Syndiniales, Amoebophryaceae. The record is from the annotation of a GenBank genome assembly.
GCUAAAGCAGUAGAAGUAGUAAGACUGCAGAAAUUUCAGAUGACGGUGUGGGAAAUUAAGAUGACGGAAACAUCAGGUUCUUUUUGUUUUUGGAGCUAUCUUCCGCAUGCUUUGGCAUUGCUGUUCUUAUUCCCUCUAUCUCGCCCCUGCUCCGCGUGUACUAGUUUGUCACUACCCGGCUUAAAAAGAGGAGUCGGACCUUCCUCUCGAUCCACCAGCUCUGUUUCGUCAAGUUCAACAGCUAGUCUUUCGUCACGUUUAAAUGGUUCCUGGCGAUGGGAUCGCGACCGGCAUGCCUGGGCCUGGCAUCAGGACCAGCGUCCACCAGUACCACAUGUAGAACCUCGUGAAUCUGUGGAUGCGGAGACUUUGCGGAGACAAUACCAGCAGAGACCGGGACGCCGGAGAAGGUUUCAUGUUGAGGAAGAAGAAAUACGGGAGAUCAUAAGGGAAGAAGAUGGGGAGGACGAUACAACAAGAGGACCCGACAUAUCAGAUCAUGGGAGAAGAUUCAAGAGCGAAGAUCCAGAUCGAGAAGAAAUUCUAGAGCAUGGCAACGAAGGACCUGGCACAGAAGCUUCUGCUACUUCCCUAGCAAGUACAGAGUCCCUCUCUAGUACAACCCCGCUUACAGAACCUUCCUCCCCCGCUUACAGAACGCAGCUUACAGAACCUUCCUCCCCCGCUUACAGAACGCAGCUUACAGAACCUUCCUCCCCCGCUUACAGAACGCAGCUUACAGAACCUUCCUCCGCCGAAGACUCGUCCACUGGUGUCAACAGUGUAGUUCCUGGGUCUUCUACAAGUACUCGUACCCUCUCCGUAGAUGAAGAUCCGAGUGCGGCAGAUGGAUGUCGUCCGAAUGUCCG